This is a messenger RNA of Prorocentrum cordatum, 1204 nucleotides long. The record is from the annotation of a GenBank genome assembly. Lineage: Eukaryota; Dinophyceae; Prorocentrales; Prorocentraceae.
GAGGCUGAACGAAGCCUUGCACAAGCUGAAUAAGGCCGAGUCGCAGAGUGGCCAGGAGCAGGCGGAGAUCCAGCGGGUCCGCUCCGUGCACGAGAGGGAGAAGCAGCUGCUGGUGGAGGCACAGGAGGAGAUCAGCAUCGAGCUCGCCACCGUCCGGCGUGUCGUGUCGACGCGCGAGGUGCAGAUAGAGGCCUUGAAGAAGGAGGUCGAGGUCAUGGGCGCGACGUCCAAGACGAGGGAGAAGGAACUCGAGGCCGAAGUCCAGAAGUUGAAGGACAAGAUCCGGAAACUAUCCGGCGAGAUGGAGCAAGCCGUCAUCCUUGCCAGGCACAUGCGGGAGACGGCCCUGAAGGUCAAGCGAGACGCCUCGAAAAGCGUGUCGCCAGAGAAGUUCUCCCAGCUGGUCGCGCAGCUCGAAGACAUGAAGGACAAGCUCGACGUCGCGUCCAAGGACAACGACCACCUGAGGCAGGACAGGUGCUGGCUUCAGGACAAGCUGGACAGGAACCAGCGCCGGCUCGAGCUGGAGAGGCAAUUUCUUCCUCUGGUGCACGCUGCCCGCGGUCCGCUGGGUGCGAAGGAGAUCCCCGCGAAGCGGGACAGGGAGGACCCCGCGAAGCGGGACAGGGAGUCCUUGGAGGAGAGAGUGUCGCCAGCACGCGGCGGCGGCGGUGCCGAGAGAUCGCUGCCGGCAUCCCGCAGCCUGCCUGCGCUCGCAGCGGGCGGCAACAGAGGUGGCGUCCCACUGGGCGCCCACACGUGCAGCCCCCUCGGUGGCAGCCACUAGCACGGCGUCCUGGGCACUGGUCCUGUACUGAGCAGGCUGGCGCGACGCAUCGCUGUGCUUGGUGGCCUGUCUGGGUCCCAUUGUAUGCGUAGGGUUACUCGCCUCACCUGCAGGCGGUAUCCACGGACUCGCUGUAGCCUCAUCAGCGUCGAGCCGUUCCUCCUCCCCUCCAGUCCUUCUUCUCCUCCUUGUAUGGCCACAGGGGCCCCGGCUCGAUGGUGGGACACGGCUCGAGACACUGGAGGGCCGGACCGGGUUCUUGGAGUCUUUUUUCGGUUGGCCUCGCGCUGCGCCGCGCCCUCGCUUCAGGCGCCAGGGCCUCGCGCGCAGCCGUGGAUCGCCGGCGUCGGGAAAAGUCCAGGUCGCGAGGCAGUGGGGGCGUGAUUGGAGGCCCGACCCCCGCGAUUUCGAGGAACA